Molecule: messenger RNA, 3872 nt
Organism: Epinephelus fuscoguttatus (brown-marbled grouper)
Lineage: Eukaryota; Metazoa; Chordata; Actinopteri; Perciformes; Serranidae
Product: zinc finger BED domain-containing protein 4-like
Exons: 2
Coding region: 54-746 (230 amino acids)
Source: RefSeq, a predicted model, not a curated record
CAAAUCCAGUGAGAAACAAACCUUCGCUCUCCAUGGUCACGGAACUGCUAUAGAUGACCCAACUAAUUGCCCAUGGAUUGAGAGAGUGUCUAUCAAACUGGGGUCUGAAAGAAGAGGACCAGACGUGCAUCACAACUGACAAUGCAGCAAACGUCAUCAAAGCUAUGGAGCUUAAUCAGUGGACUACACUUCAGUGUUCUGGCCACAGGCUGCAUCUUGCCAUUGAAAAUGCUGUCAAAGAUGAUGCAAGAGUGAAACGGGCAACAGGAGUUUGUAAACAGCUGGUUGGCGUUUUCUCUCAUAGCUGGAAAAAGAAGUCAGCACUGAAAAAGGCACAGCAAGAAUUAAAUCUACCCGAGCACUCACUGAUUACAGAGUGUCCGACAAGAUGGGGCUCAAGGCAGAAGAUGAUCGGGAGGGUGUUGGAGCAGAGCAAGGUAUUGUCUCAGGUUCUGUCUGCAGACAAGACGACAUGUCACCUGGUCCCCACUUGUCAGGACACAGAUGUCCUUGAGUCAAUAAACAAUGCCCUUGGUCCUCUUCAGGAGUUUACAGAUGCCCUGUCCGGUGAAGCCUAUGUAAGCAUGUCAUACCUGAAGCCAGUUCUCCAUCUCCUGAGAACAUCAACCCUGACUGAAAGUGAUGAGGACAGUGACCUUACCAAGGAAAUCAAGUCAAGAGCUCUCGGCUACAUUGAGGCUAAAUAUGGUGACCCAGCCACACAGGAGCUACUGGACAUCACUUAGUUCCUUGAUCCUAGAUUCAAGACUCACUACAUCAGUGCAGAGAAUCUCCCAGACAUCAAAGAAAGGGUGAAGAUCGAAAUGGAACAGGUGGCACGAAAGGUAACUUGUCCUGUUUCUUUGUGUAGUUUAAUAAUACAAAAUGCCACAUCAAUACAAGUGAUAUUUUUAUUAUAUUGACUGUCAUUUUUUAAUGUUUACAUAGAAUGCCCAAUUGCUCAAAAUGACAUCAGACUACAAAACUUUGACAGCUCUCAUCUCUGUGUUUUGCAGGAAAGAGGGCUCGUGUCAGCACCACAGAUGCCAUGCCCCAGGGUGCAGCAGAGGCAGAGCCAUCCACAUCCACCGUAGGGAAGGGAAAGCGGUCAUUGGGCAGCUUCUUGAAGAGCAGGUCUGUGCCUCCUCCUUCCUCCACUAUGCAGUUGGAGGAUGCCAUUAAACAGGGUUCCUACACAUUUGGAAUUUCAAAAGUCCAUACUUUUCCAUACCCAAAUUUCCAGACUUCUCGGUUGUUGUUGUUUUUUUUUAGAGAAUAUGCAACAUCUGAGUAAAUAUAUCAUUUCACAUCAUAUUUAAUUAUUCUUAAUAACCGACUGUAGCCAAGUACCAUAAUGCAGUGAUGCAAACACAGGUAUGGUGAAAACAGAGAGAGUCUCUGAACUUCUAGGGGGGUCUGGGGGCACGCCCCCCCGGAAGAAAAGUUUGACUAUUUUAAAGUUAAAAUACAUCAAUCUGGUGCACUUCGGGAGCAAAUUUAGGAGGCUAGAUAUAUGAAGAACUUCUUGUUCCUGUAAACAAUUUUGGCCACAGUAAGCUAAAUAUCUAAAAUAUGCAUUAACCAAGCUAAAAAGGCCAGAGAAUGUCAUGAGCAAAAGUCCCCAGUUUGCUUAACAAAGUGACAGUGUUAAAAAAAGCAAUAUAGGCUAUAUGUUUCUGAAGAGGAGCCCUGCAGUGUGCGAGCCUUUUCUUUACCUGCUCAGCUUUCCACAUUUUUGAGCUCAGCACCUGCACAAUUUUGUUCGUGGAUGUGCAUGCUUUUUGCUGCUUUGUCAACUCUGCCUCUUUCACAUGAAUGCGCUCAUUGCUGGAAAACACGGAUGACAGAGCGAGCUGAUAACCAGCUUUGUAGUACUGGUUAUCCUGGAUGGGCGCUGUUAGGCUCUGUGAAGCCAGCUCACCUAAAGAAAGCCUGGCUAUGUUAAAGGUGCAUCGUAGUACAGGCCGACUGGGGGAGAGCGAGUAUCAGAGCAGAGACAGUGGAGUGACAGACCACAGGAGAGAGAAAGGCAGGCGAGCAGUGACACACAUUUUGCGACUAGAGUUGCUUUACCUGCGACCGCUGUUAUAUUUUUAUUCUCCCCUUCCUCAAUGCAGCUCCAUCAUGUAGCGUGACAAAAAUAGGAUUUGUUAUGAAUCGUUAAGGGCAUCUGUCAGUUAAAUUAUUUUUGGAAAUACCUAAUUUUCUAUUUUAGAAAACAAUAUUUUAGAACAGUGGUAAUAGUCUGGAAACAUAAAUAUUUUUCCAUACUUUAUUUUCAUUUUUCAUACUUUUUACUACCUGGAAAUUGAUCAAAUUUAUUUCCAUACUUUCCAUACUUGCGUAGGAACCCUGAUUAAAGCUGAGCUGGACAGCUACCUGAUGACUCCUACUACUAUUGAUGGAGAGGAAGAUCCACUGGCCUGGUGGAGAGUGCACAAUGUUAACUUUCCAUGGCUGAACAAACUGGCUUGUAAAUUCCUGUGCAUUCCAGCCACCAGUUCGCCAUCAGAGAGAUUAUUUAGUGCUAGUGGCAAUGUUGUCACAUGUCAGCGCUCAUGUCUAAAACCAUCAGAGGUUGACAUGCUGGUUUUCUUGACAAAAAAUCUGUCAAGAGUGAUUUAGAGAUGUCAGGGAAGCAAUUAUUAUUGUUGAUUUGAGAUUAUAUUUGUUCUGCACUUUACCCUGACUUGUGGUGUCAGUCUUUGUUAAAAAAGGUAUUUGCUAUUUUUCAGGAAAAAAAAGUUUUGUUUUGAUUAGAAAUAAGACCAAUAUUCUUGGUGAGAUUUUCAGUUUUUGCAGUGUGUUCUAUCGUUUACAGAGUAGAUGUGCAAUUUUUGGGUGAUGCUAAGCCAUAAAUGAAUGACCCACCUAUUUUAAUUUCUGACAUAUUUUUCAGAAGGGCAGAGGUAGGGUCAUUUUAUUUUAGUAAGAGUUUUAUUAUAUUACCAUUACUUUUCAAUUUCCCCUAAAGAUAGUCCAGGUUUCUUAAUCUAGGGUUAAAUAAAGUACUUUGACUGCUGCUAUAGAUGUUGAUAAGCUAGCUCUCUUGAGCCAUAAAAGACUGACCUUGACCUACCUACUUGAUUGUAAGACUGUUUACAAAAAGGCAAGAUCCUUUUUUCCUUCAUUGGAAUUGUUGAUCUUUUUUCUUCUUAUUAUUACAUAUUUAACAGUGCAUUGUUUUGUUUUGGAAUUGUUUUGUAUUUUAUUUAACUUUUUAACUUAACACAAUUAAGAUUUUUUUUUUUUUGCACUACUUGUUUUAAAUUAAGACAGUCAAAGAUGGUUCUUUUCGUUCUUCAGUUGUAAUAACUGCUGUUGGUCAAGGACUUUAAAAAAAACCUUUAGUAUUCAUCCUUUCAUUAGAGUAAAUAGCAUUUAAUGUUUUGAUGGUAUGGUGUCAUUUUCUGUUAUGUUUUAAAUCGGUUACUAUGGUGAAUAUUGCAUGGAAGCGUGAUUUGAAGAAAAAUCGUGAAUUAAAUCGAAAUCGCCAUAUCUGCCUGAAAAAUCGCAAUUAGAUAUUUUCCUAAAAUCGUUCAGCCCUAGUUCAUAUUCACAAUUAAUCACAAUCAGCAACACAAAUGAAUUUUAACAGUGAAUAAUGCUAGAGGGAAUGAAUGACUGGAAGAGAAAUCAGAUCUGAGACUUUUUUGCACAUUUCCUGCACUGUAAAAAAAAGUUAAGCCUUUAAGGCCAUUAAGCCUUAUAAUCAGAAUAACUAAAUCAUAAAACAUAUAUACAUGUAUAUGUGACAGUAUGGGGGGAAAAAACGAAUAAAUGGGUAAAACAUCAUUAAUACACAAUAACAAUAAGCCAGCAACACUUUAAGUGCAUAAUUUUAAACUAAAACAGAGUAAACAGAGUCAAAU